AUGAUUUCUAAGUGGAUUUUAUUGUUUGCAAUCGUGUUGGUACCGAACAUCGAACCUGUUAAAGGUCUGGCUGAAGUCAUGAGUCAUGUCACUGCGCAUUUCGGACAAGCCUUAGACGAGUGUCGGGAAGAGUCAGGAUUAACUUCGGAGAUCUUGGAGAGUUUCCAAAAGUUCUGGAGCGACGAUUUCGAAGUGGUACAUAGAGAACUGGGCUGUGCGCUGAUUUGCAUGUCCAAUAAAUUCAUAUUGAUGCAGGAUGACGCCAGGAUGCAUCACGAGAACAUGCACGAUUACGUCAAGAGUUUUCCCAAUGGUGAUCUAUUGUCGGGUACAAUGGUAAAUUUACUACACAACUGUGAGAAACAGUUUGACGACAUCGAAGACGACUGCAGUCGAGUCGUGAAGGUGGCAGCUUGCUUUAAAGUUGAUGCUAAGAAGGAAGGUAUUGCACCAGAAGUCAGUAUGAUCGAGGCGCUGAUCCACUCAAACGCUUUAACUUCAGAUAUAGUUAACUUCUGGAAUGAGAGCCACAGUUUGGACCAUGUAGGCUUCGGGUGUUUGGUUUUUUGCUCUAUGGUCGCCUUGGACCUUGUUGGAAGCCAUGGUGAACUGGUCAUUGACAACGCUGAAGGGUUUUUAGCAGCCAAGGGCGCUGAUGAUGAAAUGACGAAAGCCAUCUUAGAUAUAUCUGAUACCUGCGCUGGGGCUGUUACUCAUACUGACCACUGCAUUGCUGCUAUGGAACUUGCGGACUGCUUUCGACAAGGGAUCUGGAAAACGGGCUGGUCUCCUGAUAUACAACCGCUUCUAAAUAUGAGAAGGAGAGCUUGUUAA
Leptosia nina is the source of this 834-nucleotide messenger RNA. The record is from the annotation of a GenBank genome assembly. Lineage: Eukaryota; Metazoa; Arthropoda; Insecta; Lepidoptera; Pieridae.